AUGAAGGCAGUCGUUUUCAAAGGGCCUCUACAGGUCGCGCUUGAAGAGCGACCCCGUCCUCAGAUCCAGGAUCCGACGGACGCGAUCGUCAUAGUUAGAUAUACGGCCCUCUGUGGAAGAAAGACCCCAAGUGAGCUCCAUGUCUUCCGUGGCCAUCAGCCAUCAGGGACUGGAUUCAUCAUGGGCCACGAGUUCACCGGUGAAGUUGUUGAAAUUGGACCCAACGUUCAUUCAUUCAGCCCUGGCGACCGUAUAGUGUCGCCAUUUACCGUCAGCUGCGGGGAAUGCUUUUACUGCAGUGAAGGAUUCUCAUCUCGCUGCGCAAGAGGCCAGCUUUAUGGAAGUGCGGGUUUAGACGGAGCCCAGGCAGAGUAUGUCCGGGUUCCCUUGGCCGAAUCGACCUUGUUUCACGCCCCGGAGGCCAUUGACGAAAAAAAGCUUGUUCUGAUGGCAGAUAUCUUUCCGACCGGAUAUUUUGCCGCGAGCAACGCCUUCAGGGGACUUGAACCGUCCAAAAUCCAGACAAGCACGGUUUUGUUGUUUGGAUGUGGACCCGUCGGAAUAUGCGCCUUGGUCAGUGCAUUGGAGUAUCGGCCUCAACAUCUCAUUGCGAUUGACAGCGUCAAAUCGCGCCUUGAGCUGGCAGAAAGCCUUGGAGCCGAGCCAUGGAAUUUUCAAGAGAAUGAAGCCGGGCUCCGUGAAAGAGUCAAGGAAUUGACAGACGGCCGAGGCGCCGAUAUGGUCAUAGAAGUUGUGGGCCACAGCAGUGCACUGCGGAUGGGGUUCGAGAUGCUUCGUCCCUGGGGCGUCCUGUCAAGUGUCGGGGUGCACAACGGUGAGAUACCUUGGACUGGCAAUGAAGCUUAUGGGAAGAACCUGCGCUUGCAAAUGGGACGUUGUCCGGUUCGCAGCAUAUUCGGGGAAGCCAUGAACUUGCUAGCCAAGAAGCAGCACAUGCUCGAUUUCAUGUCUGAAGACAUUCGUCCCCUUUCACAAGCCGUAAAAGCCUAUGACGACUUCAACACUAUGAAGUCUCAGAAGAUUGUCUUCGAGGCGAAUAGGUGA
This is a messenger RNA of Penicillium diatomitis, 1065 nucleotides long. Its product is annotated as alcohol dehydrogenase family protein. Gene Ontology annotation, molecular function: zinc ion binding; oxidoreductase activity. Bases 1 to 1065 code for a protein of 354 amino acids. The transcript has 5 exons. NCBI's taxonomy places the organism in Eukaryota, Fungi, Ascomycota, Eurotiomycetes, Eurotiales, Aspergillaceae. The record is from RefSeq and is a predicted model, not a curated record.